CGCACUAGUAUUUUACUAGUUAUUACUAUUACAACUGACAUUUGAUGUUAGCAAAUCCCACAAUGCUGAUGUUUGGUGAAUUUGUGACAAACAGAACAAUAGAUUUCUAAAACAGCUACUGUUGGUUUGUUGUUUUUCAUGCCCAUCUGAUAAGCCAGAGAGUGAGGGUGAUUGGGUAGGAUAGUGAAACUAAAAUGUUGGAAACCACACACUAUAACAAGACAGACCUUGUACAGUAUUACACAUGUAAGGCGUCUCCCACUUUUGAAGCAUAAUUACAAAAGUGUUGCAGCAUUAGCAUAUUCUGGGGUGUUGCUGGUUUUCUAUCAGCUCAUUUCUGCGUGCGUUGCUUCAUUUGCUACUGCGUAAACUAAAAGGGAAGAGUAAUCAAAGACUUCUAGAAGAGGCAAUAAAGACAGAAUCUCUCAGCUAAAAGAAACAUGGGGACUGGUCAAUCUACACUGGAAUCAGCUUCGACAUACAUACAAAAAGCCGCCAUUAUCAUGUACUGCUUGAUAUUUAUAGUUGGAACUCUGGGCAACGCUCUGGUUAUCUACGUGACUGGAUUCAAAAUGAAGAAAACUGUCAACUCAAUUUGGUUUCUUAACUUGGCCAUAGCUGACUUUCUCUUCACAGCCUUCCUGAUAUUCUCAGUCAUUUCUCUCUCUCAGAGUCACCAGUGGCCUUUUGGACAAUUCGUGUGCAAGCUCAACAACUUUGUGAGUUUAGUCAACAUGUUUGCCAGCAUCUUUACUCUGACAGCUAUAAGUUUGGAUCGUUGUUUGUCCAUCUGGGUGGUGGUGUGGGCACAGAACAAACGCACAGUCUGCAAAGCUCGGCUCAUAUGUGUUGGUAUCUGGGUGACUGCUGCGAUCUGCAGCACUCCUUAUGCCACUUUUCGCACCGUGUUAGGAGAUAAUGGGACAUAUUACUGUGGUUAUUCUAUGACACAUGAACAAAAAUGGAGUCUCCACAUUUUUCGCUUUGUUAUGGGCUUUGUGAUCCCAUUCCUGGUAAUAGUCAUCUCUUAUGUGGCCAUAGGGAUCCGUGCAAUGCGCAUGCAGAGAACAAGGAGAAGGAGAUCUCGCAGAAUCAUUUUCUCCAUCAUUUUUGCAUUCUUCAUCUGCUGGUUACCCUUCCAUGUUUUUAACUUUAUAGAAUUAAAGGCUGUGAAUAACCCAGACCUCAGGAACAUUGUUAGAAUCAUGGGUCCUCUGACUGUGAGUCUGGCUUUUCUGAACAGCUGUCUGAACCCCAUCCUCUAUGUUUUCAUGUGUGAAGAAUUCACGAAGAAGCUUCGGCAGUCCGUAUGUUUUGUACUUGAGAGUGCUCUGGCAGAGGACCACGUGUCAUUUAUCUUCACUCACUCCAUGUCAUCAACAUUUUCAAGGAUUUCCCGAAAGUCAGAUGCUGCCACGACUUUAGAGAAGAUCAACCCAGCUGCUUUUGAAUCCUGCACAGAAAGCAAAGUAGUCAUCACUGAAAAGACACUUAGCACUUAAUAAGAUCUCACCAAUAGAUGAUGAAAUAAAUCAAUAAUGCAAGAUGUUCAUCUCAUCUCUUUGAAACAUACAGUAUAAUGUUGGUACCCUGGCUCUGAUUAUUAUGGGUGUCCUAUAAGUCUGUUGGGGUAAGGCACAAUAUAAUUAUGCAUGAAACAAUAAUCCAAUCAAAUCAGUCGGAUUAAGUUCUUGAUUAAUCAAUUAAUGUAACAUAUAACACAAGUUUUUUAAAAAGAAAAUAAGACUUCUAUACUGUGGUUUUGAAGGUCUUGGAUUUCUAUCAUUUGAAUGCCAAAUUUUUACAUCAUUUUUAUAUUUGUAUAUAUAUAUAUCUACAUUUUAUUGCUCCAGCUUCUUUAACCAUGUAAAUCACUAUCAACAUCUAUAAAACUGUGACAAGUGACUGAACAGUGAUUGAGUUUUUUGCAUUUUUCUUUUGUCUGGUAAAGAAAAACAUGAUAAAAGGGUGCAUUUGACUGACAAACCUUACUUGCACCCUGGCAACCGCUGUUUUAUCUUACAGGAUAUCAUGGUGCUGUAUACUUCUUGCAUUUGCAAAAUGGAACACAUUGCGUAAAUCAAAGUACACCACAAACCACAAAAACAUCCCUUUUAAAACAAAACAACAAUGAAAACAGGUCCCAAAAAUGACCAACAUUAAUAUUAUUUGUAAGCUAUUAAACUAUGAAGUGUGGUACAUGAACCUGAGAUUUAAACAGCAUCUAUCUUAUCUUGCUGCACAGAUGUGCUGUGCUCGCUUCUUUUUUCUUGUGGUUUUUUUUAUUAUCAGAACAACACCUGCUUCACUAUUCAUGCUAAAACUAAUAAUGGAACUCAGUAGCAAUAAAAACAUUGUUACAUUUUUUUCUUACCACAAUGUUGCUGAAAAACAUUUUGCAAUAUCGCUAAACGCAAAACUACAAUCCUACAAUGGCGACUGUAUGAUUUACAUUAUUAGAUUCAAAAACUGUAAAAUUAUAUAAUAUUUAUCUGACCCUUUAGCACAUUAAACUCAGUCAUUGUUAAAAUUCCAAUAAAUCCAAUAUUGCUCAAGAAAAACAAUUCCACAAAUGCUACAUUCACACCCAGUUUUCCAUUCUCCAGUGUGAAAAUGUUAGAAGAAGGACAAGCAGUGUAUUCAGAGUUGGCUAACAAGCUCAACCCUGACAACCCAUCCUUUUGAACACAUUGUCCCAAAACUGGUCAUCUGUGAUCACUCCCUUUGUCAAGCUAUUUAGAAAUGAAACAUGUGUAUAUAAAAACUCGAAAUGCCAAAGACUGCAAUUGUCUUUGUCUAAUGUUUCUUUAAUUCUAUAUAAGCAAGUUAACGGGUGGCAUUCAUGGAGGAUCUGAAGUGUCAGUAAAAUUAGAUUUUGGAAAGCCAACAACCUAGACUCAUCAGCCACUUUAUUGGGCACGCCUGUUAAACUGCGUGUUAAGGCAAAUUUCUAACCAGUCAAUCACAUGACAGCAAAUCACUGUAAUGUUUGGUACUGCUUAGAAUCUGGCUAAGGAUUCAAUAUGCACUGAGACACACAGAACUGCAAUACCAAACAAACACCAUCUCCAUAGACACAGUGACCAUGGAAACAAAACAACACCAUAUAGAAGGCUUCUGUGCAAAUGUGAGUAAAUGCUGACUGGGCCUUUGUCUUUAUAGGAAAUAGUGUUACAGGAAUUUGAUGACAUAUAUAUAUAUAUAUAUAUAUAUAGAGAGAGAGAGAGAGAGAGACAUGUAUUCAGUUUUGUACCACUGGCGCACUAUGACAAGCAGACAAAUUCCUCAUUUGGGUAAAACCUUGGUGAUAAAUGUAAUUUUGUUUGUGAUUGCGAUUCUGGCGAGCUACUUCAUCAGGCCAGGUCUCUGCAGGCUAUUGUGUCUAAAGUAUCUGAAGCUUCACAAGCUCUAAUGCUGCUUUUGGUACAUCUUCACUGUAUGAUUUCUGUAUAAACUUUUGUAUAACCUGCUUAAGAUGAAGCAAGUAUGUGUCAGCAUGAGCUUGUGAAAACUGCUUAGCUAGGCCUAACGAUGUUUCAUUAUGUUAUCUGUUAACUGUUUUGCUCAGAAGGAUGAAGUGCAUGGCCAGCGCCAGGUGGUGGCCUGGGAAAGGAUAGUGGGAGUCUUGUUUGUGCAGCAACAGCCCAGGCUGGACAAAAGACUGUUGUAACUGAAACGAUAUACAGUUUGUGGGAUGUUAUAAACAUGCUUGUCCCGAGGUUAGAAUGCUCAUUACUAUGAACCUGUCAUGUUUGGGAGCGUGUAUGUGUAUUCUCCUGCGCAGUAAUAAAUAGUUUGUGUCAUGGUCCCCGUGUCUGCCCGGCCGGCUCGACAAGGCCACAUGUGUUUUUGUGUACGUUCUCCUCUUGCUUCCCCGCCAGGGCGGAGCUCACUGCGGGCUCCCGCCCUCGGCGUACACACCUGUGUCUCAUCAGGCACCAAUUACAGGUUGGACACUUAAGGCCGGGACGCAGACAGUCUCAUCGCUGGAUGAUUGUGUGAGACACGUUAGUGAAUCUCAGCUUUGUCAUCUCUAGCUCUGUGAAGUUUGUCUGUAAUUUCUGCGUUAGCGUAACCCACCUUUUUCUGUGCACACUUUUCCCGGAGCCGUGACCAACCCGACAUGUGAACCUUUGUGAAGAGAGGAGCAAGAGUGAACGUGAUUCCCUUCCCGGACUUUCCUUUAUGACCCUGGACCCCCGCUAUUCCCUCACUCUAUAUAUCUGUACCUGGUGACUUUGUAAAUAAACAUUGUUUCUUGCAUUGACCUCUGCUCUGUGCCUGAGUCCUACUACAGUCCGUGACAGUUUGAUCACAGCUCUUUCAGUGUUGCAGACUUUAUUUACAAAAUUCCACGACAAAAGUCAACAAGGAAAAGCACAAAUACUAAAAAUGAAUGCAGACACAUUUGCAACUGUGGUAUUGGAGCUGUCCUGUUGGGAUCUAUCUGUAGCUGGUCAGUAAGUUCAGUAUUUGUUACCUCUUUGUCACCCACUCAUUUUCUGGAUUGGAUUUGUACUCAGACAUGCACAGAUGAUCUUGAGAAGUUUGUGUUAACUACUGAGAAAAUGAAAUUGUGGGGCCUUUUAAAGAAUCUCCAGGAAAAAUCUGUAAAUAAAAGAUUCAUCUUAUUGUGAAAAUAAAAUAUUUCAUCUGAGUCAUUUAGUACCUCCCACGUUAAUUUGACCAAUAUAAUGUGACAGCCUUAUAUUGUCACAUUAUAUUUAGCCUUGGUGGAUACGCCAAGACAGGUUUUAUGACCUUUAAUAAUGCUUGCACAUCCAAUCUGUCGGCGUAGGUUGAGAUCUAGUGACUGUGGAGGCCAUUUGAGUACAGUGAACUCAUGUUAAACUAGUUCAAGAAACUACAGCAAUCCUCCAGUAGUCUGUGGAAUGUAAACAAUGCUCGGUUGGUACUUAGUGUAUUUAAGUGUGCAAAAAAAUGGGUGGAUCCAUUCUGUCAUAAUAUUUACACCAAAUUCUGAUCCUAUAACAGAGACUGAGGCUCAUCAGACCUGGCAAAGCUUUUUGGCUUCUGAGUGGCCAGAGGAUUAUCAUGGAACUGUUUUUUAUGUUGUUGAGGUGCAGAGAGUAAACGUGCUGCUGGGAACGUUAUCCAUCUCCAUCUUGGUGAUUCCGAACCACAUAAUGAAAACUCACGUUACGUUUUUUCAGAUGAUUCUCUGUAAAUCCUAAAGAUGGCUGUGUGGGAAAAUUACUGUAGAAUAUGCAGCAGUUUCUGCAGUAGUUUCUGAAAUACUCAGGUCAGGUCUUCAAGCAGAGGCGGAGCCAGAC
Molecule: messenger RNA, 5294 nt
Organism: Haplochromis burtoni (Burton's mouthbrooder)
Lineage: Eukaryota; Metazoa; Chordata; Actinopteri; Cichliformes; Cichlidae
Product: C3a anaphylatoxin chemotactic receptor-like
Exons: 2
Coding region: 441-1502 (353 amino acids)
Biological process (GO): inflammatory response; complement receptor mediated signaling pathway; phospholipase C-activating G protein-coupled receptor signaling pathway
Cellular component (GO): plasma membrane
Molecular function (GO): G protein-coupled receptor activity; complement receptor activity
Source: RefSeq, a predicted model, not a curated record